AACAGCAGUCAGUCACAUGUUAUCCUCCCGUCUCGAAAUCCGGAUUAUAUCUCCCCUGUCCGACGUUGUGACAUCUUUUAUUACCAUGCUCAACUCUACUUGAUAUCCCAGCACUUUUUGGUUUUGUCCCCUAGACAGUUGAUUUGAACUUUCCUAAUGAUGCUGAGCAAAAGCGGAAUGGUGGCAAAGAUCCACACCAGGAUAAGAUCGGAUCCAUUCGCGGCCAAUUACGAGCUGGCGGGUAAAGAACUGGGCCGGGGAAAGUUUGCGGUGGUGAAGAAGUGCACGGAGAAGGCGACGGGCAAGCAGUACGCCGCCAAGUUCCUACGCAAGCGGCGGAAGGGCCAGGAUAGCCGGGUGGACAUCCUCAACGAGAUCGCCAUGCUGGAGCUGGCCAAAUGCAACCCGUAUGUGGUGGCCCUGCACGAGGUCUACGAGACGGCCACCGAGAUCGUCCUGGUGCUGGAAUGUGCUGCCGGCGGUGAGAUUUUCGACCAGUGCGUCGCCGACAACGACGAUGCCUUCACGGAGAAAGAUGUGAUCCGGUUGGCCAGGCAGAUCCUAAUGGGGGUGGCCUUCCUGCAUCGGAACAAUGUGGUGCAUCUGGAUCUGAAGCCACAGAACAUCUUGCUGACCAGCGCCAGGCCCCUGGGCGACAUCCGGAUCGUGGACUUUGGCCUGUCCAGACGCGUAGACAGCAUCAGUGAGGUCCGGGAGAUUCUGGGUACUCCGGAGUAUGUGGCACCAGAGAUUCUCAACUAUGAACCCAUCAGCACUGCUACAGACAUGUGGAGCAUCGGGGUUCUAACCUACGUCAUGUUGACUGGUGAGUCGCCCUUCCUGGGUGACGACAAGCAGGAGACGUUCCUCAACAUCUCCCAGGUCAGCGUGGAGUACUCUCACGACACCUUCCAGGACAUCUCGCCGCCAGCUGUCGACUUCAUCAAGUCCCUGUUGGUGAAAAACCCCAGGAAGAGAGCCACAGCGGAGGACUGCCUCAGCCACCCUUGGCUGAACGCCCACCCCCUCGUGCACCACCAUCUCCACGCCACGCGGUCCUCGUCGUCUCUGGACGAACCCGACACUAGCCAAUCCGAGUCGGAGCCAGAGAGCCCGGCACCGUCCCCGGAACUGGGCCUGAUGGGCUCGUACCUGGCAUGCCCGUGCCAGGGUGAGCUGAAGACCGGCUGCGGCUCUUUCUCCUUCGCCGAGCCGCCUUUCGCCCCUCGACCCGAAAUACAGCAGGAGCUCAUUUGCUGAAUGGUCACUGGGGAGGACGGAUGGACAGACAGACAGACUCCCGCUUUAGAGAUGCCAGUGUGGUUUCACUCGGGGAAACGACGAAGAUGAAGACUGGUUCCUCGUUUUAAACCGAAUUAGCCUUCCAAACUGGAUUGGUCGCAAGGGGUGACCGAAACUGGACUUCUCAUCCUUCAAGGAUGAGUUCUUGGUGAAGGAGGGGAAAAAAAGUUUGGGCGCUUUACAGUGAGUUGGCACAAAAGAAGUUAAUUUUUAUAUUGUUUAUUUAUGUUACAUUUGCCUCUACCGUCAGGCCGAGUCAGCAUUCUCACUUUUCCAAUACAAUCUUGAGCACUUUUUUUUUUUUUUUUAAAUAAAAAAGAUACAUUUUGUUAAGAACUUAUCACACAUUCGCACAGACGUAGCCUACUGUACAUAUGGAAAAAGUGCCACAUUGGUGUAUUCACAUUAAUUGUUCUCUUGGGCGUUUGCACAAGUUUUUGCACUUUUUUUUUUUUUUUUUUGUAUAUAACAAUUUGUACUUAACCAAGAAUGCCGCAAGUUUUUGAAAAUAACUCGUGGAGGCUGAAUUAGUUCGAUUGGUAACUGAUGAAGUCCUACAAUACAAGACGCUCGGGAGCAAUGCGUCGCAAUGUUGUUGAUGUUGCGACCAAUAAACUGAAAUCUUUUUCUUGCUGGCCUGUGUA
Molecule: messenger RNA, 1946 nt
Organism: Phycodurus eques (leafy seadragon)
Lineage: Eukaryota; Metazoa; Chordata; Actinopteri; Syngnathiformes; Syngnathidae
Gene: stk17al
Product: serine/threonine kinase 17a like
Exons: 7
Coding region: 157-1260 (367 amino acids)
Biological process (GO): intracellular signal transduction; positive regulation of apoptotic process; protein phosphorylation
Cellular component (GO): nucleus
Molecular function (GO): ATP binding; protein serine/threonine kinase activity
Source: RefSeq, a predicted model, not a curated record